AGACUUUGUUUUAAAAGUUCUUCGUUAAAUUAUAUCCCGUCCUAUUUCUUCACACGUUACCUGGCAUAUCCGUUUUAUUCAGUUUCUUUUGUGCUUCAAUAAAUACAAACAGCAUUUGUCAUCUUUUUUUGCGUAAUCAAUUGUGUACGCCAUAAACCAAUAAAUUUAAAUUCGUGUUGGUUGGUUGUUCAUAAUGCACAAAAGUGAAGUACAGACGUUAUCCGUUCCAAUUGAGGUUGCACAAGAAUAUGUUUCGAAGCUACUUGGGUUUGCACCUCUUCAACUUUCAGAUGAUUUAUACAAUGUGAUCAUUACUCAUUUGGGACAAAUGAUAGAUGAAUUCAGUGAGAAGUUAUCAGAUAAAUUUGGAUUAAAAUUUACAUCAGAAAAACUUCAGUCGCUCACUUACUACUUAAAAGAAAGACUUGAAGACCGUCUUGUAGACAUGUUUGAUUCUUUCGAUAUAUUUUUAGUCAGUAAAGUACUGUAUCUGAAUUCUUCAGUAGUUCUCAAAGAUGAUGAACUCCAGUUAGAAUACUCUGAAAAACGUGACAAAGCUAUUGAAAAUCGUAUUAUCACUUACACGAAUAGAAUUACAAUACUUAAAACAUGCCUAACAAAAAUUGAAAAAGAAACAGCUAAAAUCAACUCCAUUGUAGAUAAUAUAAAGAAUAUGAAGAAUCACAUCAAUCAAACUUUGGAAAAUGUAUAUGGUGUCAAAUCAGUCGAUGAAUUAUGCCUUUCAAUGUAUGAACGGAACAAUUCAAUAAAUCGAUUAUAUACUGUUCUAACUAAUAUGAAUGUAUCCAAUCCUAAUUUUCUAUCAAUUUGUCCACCUUUAAAGAAAACAAAAAAACAUAACCGCAAAUAAUUUCUGUUUAUGUAUUUCAUUGAAAGAGAUAUGUAUUUACUGUACCAUAUGAUUAUAUAUAUAUAUAUACCUUGUGUAGUAAUAUGUAAUUCUACACAUGUAACUGUUUCUUGUAUAUUCAUCGUUAUUUUUUUUAAAAACUAUUAUAUUCAAAGUUUCAAUUAAUACAAUCUCGCUUUUAUCUUAUGUAUACAGUUUCCUAAUGAAAGUACGUGGAUGAUGUUGUCUUACUGUGUGUUGUUGAACAAACUACGG
Schistosoma rodhaini is the source of this 1126-nucleotide messenger RNA. The record is from the annotation of a GenBank genome assembly. NCBI's taxonomy places the organism in Eukaryota, Metazoa, Platyhelminthes, Trematoda, Strigeidida, Schistosomatidae.